AUGAUCACAGACCAGUACGUCCUGGAGGCGUUUGAGGCUAUAGAUAAAGCCUUGGAACUAACACUUCAACAAUCGUCUUUGGCACAGCAGCAUACCAAUAGCAAUACCACUCAAUUGAAAAGUUUACAAGAUAGAUUAUGGCUGGUGAGAAAUGAAGUUUCACAAUUGAGCGCUGAUCUGCGUCACGGAAAGUCCCCCCGUGGUGCAGAUCUGAAACUCUUGGAGCAAGUGCUCCGGGAACUCCACGCAAGCGAGGCUAUCUCGCAGGAUUUCGUUUCCAUCUCAAACGAUGUGGAGUUUUCGGUCCGUUCGGCAAUCUCACAGUACAUUGCCGUGUGUCUAUACUAUUCUGCGGUUCAUACUUCGUUGGAUCAACUGCCUUUGGUGUCAGAUACCGCACGCUACUACGAUGGAGUCCUGGGUGGGACUCGUUGGUCAAUCCUCUACGCACUUCAAGUCCUGCCCAGCAGGAUGGUAUCUUUUGGAGAAUCAAUCAAGGGCGACAUGCGUGUUCCGAGGAGUACUGCCGAGAUCACAACCUUGCAAGGAAAUUUGAGGGCCGCUAUCUCACACUGGUACCAAAAAAUGUUGAAACAGGCUGAUAAACUUGUUAUGAUCCAUAACUUCGAGCUCGUAGGACUUCCAACAGAUGCCAAGAAGUGGGCUCGCUCGCUAUGUGCGCUCCCGCUUGCCGCGGUCCGCAACGAAGUCCGCGCCAAGCGCCAGAUUGCCGACAGUCACUUUGAUGAUGUCGCCAGGAGACUUGGUGCCUUAAUGACAAACUUCCCCAAAGCUCAAAAUCUGGAAGCUCAGGUCUCUUCUUUAAAUGCAUUUCUUGGGAAAGAAUCGCGCGAAAAGUCUCCCAGCGGUUUUGAACGAGAUUUAUUAGCUUUAAUACCGCAAGUCCAAGCCUUAAAGCCAGCAGAUCAUUUUCAAAAACCUACAUUUUGGACCCGUUACUGGAUUCCAUUUGUUUGUACACUUGCCUACGGGCCGUCGUCUGCUAUCUCCAUCUGGCAAUCUCGCUAUAGGAUUCUACAGUUCUGCCAAGAAAACAUCGUGGAUUUUUGCUCCGGCUUGCUACACAACUGGGUUUGGGUACCCUUGCAACAAGUCUGGAGUACAGUACGCCAUGAUGAAAAAAAUUCGACCAUUGCUAUUGCUUCUAAAGGCUCGCUAGAGUCUGAAUUUGGCUCUUUGACCAGAAUGGUUGUACAACUGGUAGCGGAAAACUCCAGUGAACCCAUUGACACUGCUUCUCUAGCUGCUCAGGUAGAAACCGGUGAUUUAACAGAGUUCAUGCAAAUCUAUGAACAUCAAAUACAUCAUCCAAUCAAAAAUAUAGUGAGUGGGAAGCUCGUUCGCUCGCUAUUGAUCCAAUUACAAAAGACAAAAGUCGAUGGCUCCUUGGCGCUAAGCGGUAUUGACCAAUUACUACAGUCACAACAGUUGGUAUUUGGUGUCGUUGCAAUGUCUCCCGCAUUGCUAAUUAUCUAUUGCGUCUGGGUGUGCGCGUAUAGGUUCGCAAAAUUAGGUCGAAUUUGGUCCAAUACUGCUCAAUUCAAAUAUAGAAUAUCGUCCAGUUUGAACAACAUCGAAAGGCUUCUUAAUUACAACCAGGCCAAUGUUAGUUCCACCGAUAAAGAUCUUAAUACGGGCUUACUAGCUCUUGAAGUCGUUUCUGCACGUCAUUACGGUGAUAAAUUAGUACCAAAGAACCGUAGAGCCGAGUGGACGAGGGACAUUGGAGAGUUAGUGGACGCCAAUCUGAGCUACGCUGCACGUUUGAAUGUGGUUAACAGAAUUUAUCACGUUUAUGCUAGGUACCUAAGAUAA
This is a messenger RNA of Lachancea dasiensis, 1836 nucleotides long. NCBI's taxonomy places the organism in Eukaryota, Fungi, Ascomycota, Saccharomycetes, Saccharomycetales, Saccharomycetaceae. The record is from the annotation of a GenBank genome assembly.